GCGUGGUUGACGGCAGAAGGAAAAAUGUGGGAGGGAUCCUUUGCGACGGGAAGGCUUUAUGGAAGCGAGGCAGCUCCAGAUUGGUUCCCCAUUUGUUGUUCAAACCAACCUUUAUUAACUACUUCCGCAUGCCAAGCCCUAUACUGAUCUCAAGAAGACCAAAGUGCCUUUACAGAGUUCCAAGUCCAUUGGAAAAUUUAUCUGUCUCUCCCACUGGAAUGAGUCCACCUGGUGGUCAAGGUGGGAAAGACAUUCCAGGGAAGGAUACAGGAAGCAAUGGAAAAAACAGCAUCUCUGGUUCUCAGUCCCUUGUCAACCAAACCUCUUACAAUUGUCCCUGUCUCUGUUUACAUUUGGUUCUGGGUAGGGAAGAAUGCCACAGAGUCUCAAGGAGUCAGGGCCCCCAUAGCUAAGAAGACCCUAACUUCCACACUUAAUGGAUUCUUGUCCUUUCUGUCACGUUGGUCUCUUUCACACCCUGGUGAUCCCUGUGGAUGACCUGACCAAUCCUGUCCCUAGUAGGAUCCCAGAAUCAACUCUUUCAUUCCUAGCGCCCCCCCCACCCCAACAGUGUUGGAAUGUUUCCUGGAUUGCUGACUGUAAACUUUAGACAAAGUUGCUUGCCAUUUCUAAGCCCUAGUUCCCUCAUCUGCAAAAUAGAAAGGGCAAUUCCCACCUCUAAAGUUGUCAGGAUUAAAUACACGCUUGCAUAGCCCUAACCACAAUUCUUGGCCUCGAGUAAACUUCAGUAGGUGGUGGUUAUUUUCUCUGCUCUAGCUGCCCCUCCUCUUCUGGCGCUGGGAGCCUCCGAUUCCCUGAGCAAAGAAUUGAGUCUGUGGGGUUUCUGGAACGGAUUAGUAUUGGGUUGCAUUAAAUCCAGGUUGCCCUUCCGUAAUCGGAGCCCUCGAAGGGGCAGGGGUGUUAUAAACUUGUGUUAGGGACCCAGCUCACAGACUGCUGCGGGAUGGAGGCGCGUGCAGGAGCUAAAUUGUUGCUGCUACUGUGGAUAUGCUGCGGAUCUGCAAGAGGUGGCCCAAGCGGCUACACGUCGGUCAUCGAGGUGACCAACGGGGGCCCUUGGGGCGACUGGGCCUGGCCCGAGAUGUGUCCUGACGGAUUCUUCGCCAGCGGGUUCUCGCUCAAGGUGGAGCCCAACCAAGGUAUUCCUGGUGACGACACAGCGCUAAAUGGGAUCCGGCUGCACUGCGCGCGGGGGAACGCGGAGCGCAACACGCACGUGGUGGAGUCGGAAUCUGGAAGGUGGGGCGCGUGGAGCGAGCCGCUGUGGUGUCCUGGCGGCGGUUUCCUUGUGGCUUUCUCGCUCCGCGUGGAGAUACCCGUGACCCCUGGAGACAACACGGCAGCGAACAAUGUGCGCUUCCGCUGCUCGGACGGCACGGAGCUGGAGGGACCCGGCCAGACCUGGGGAGACUUUGGAGAGUGGAGUGACCCGUGCCCUAAAGGCGCUUGCGGCUUGCAGACCAAAAUCGAGCAGCCUAGAGGCCUCCGCGACGACACCGCGCUUAACGACGUGCGCUUAUUCUGCUGCACUAGUUGACACCUCUCCCUGCUCCCUGACCCCACGCUUGGUCCACCUUCGGCUAUUAAAGCUUCUCGUCUUGACUUUCGCCUCGGUUCUUUC
Molecule: messenger RNA, 1642 nt
Organism: Talpa occidentalis (Iberian mole)
Lineage: Eukaryota; Metazoa; Chordata; Mammalia; Eulipotyphla; Talpidae
Gene: VMO1
Product: vitelline membrane outer layer 1 homolog
Exons: 5
Coding region: 965-1558 (197 amino acids)
Source: RefSeq, a predicted model, not a curated record